Lolium rigidum is the source of this 1121-nucleotide messenger RNA. RefSeq lists its product as uncharacterized. Gene Ontology annotation, molecular function: protein binding. Bases 80 to 889 code for a protein of 269 amino acids. Lineage: Eukaryota; Viridiplantae; Streptophyta; Magnoliopsida; Poales; Poaceae. The record is from RefSeq and is a predicted model, not a curated record. The transcript has 3 exons.
CAAAUCAAGCCACGGGAGGCGAGAUCUCGAGGAAACCUCACCUUUCCUGCCAGCAAGAAGACGCCCAUAGAGAGCACCGAUGCUGCUACGGAGCUCCUCCACGCCAUACCUGCACGCCUUCCUCUCCUCCUCCUCCCCAUCCUCCCAUUCCUCUCUCCACCUCCGGCGAGCCUUCUCCGACAGCCACCUCCCGUCCCUCAACCCCAACGACGACAACAAGACCACCGGCCUCCACACCGAGCUCUCCUUCUCCAUCUACAACACCUUCAGCACCAAGGCACCGCCCGUCCAGAUGGAACCGCACCACGAGCAAGAGCUGGAGGACGAUCAGGAGGACCAGGCGGUGGUGCAGCCGGAACUGCCGGAGCUGCCGCUGUUCCUGGCGAGAGGCGUGGGGAUCGACCGCAUCGCCUCCGGCCUCUUCACCGCCGGCAUGGACUCCCAGGCCGCCGCGGCCAGGAUGAUGAGCGGCGUGGACGAGCAGGUCGUGAUGGCGCUGGACGCCCAGUACAAGGAGAUGGUGGACGAGCAGCCCGGCAACGCGCUGUUCCUCCGCAACUACGCGCAGUUCCUCCACGAGGUGAAGGGCGACCCCAGGAGGGCCGAGGAGUACUACUCGCGCGCCAUGCUCGCCGACCCGAGCGACGGCGAGAUCAUGUCGCAGUACGCCAAGCUGGUGUGGGCGGUGCACCGUGACCACGAGAGGUCCCUCGCCUAUUUCCAGAAGUCGGUGCAGGCAGCCCCGCGCGACAGCCACGUCCUCGCGGCGUACGCCAGCUUCCUGUGGGAGCAGGACGACGACGACGAUCUCGAUGUCGGAGAAGGCGAGCAAGGAGCGCCGGAGCCUCCCGCUGCGCAGCCGAUGCAGCUGGCUUCUGCGGCUGUUUGACCAUGGUGGCCAGGACAGCCCGAGGCGUGCGUGCUAACGACGUACUUGUACUAAUGGUCAUGGUCAUGCUAGCUUGUAUGGUGUUUCUGUGUGAUCCGCGAAUGAUCUAGGUGUGUGUCAAGAAUAAAUCCCGGAAUUGUUGGAGGGGCAAAGGGCUUGGUGACUUCAUCUGCAAAUGCCAGCAACGUUUUUUUAACAAUGCAAAAAAUGCAGCCUAAUGUUUCUUGGUUCA